Molecule: messenger RNA, 1224 nt
Organism: Parnassius apollo (apollo)
Lineage: Eukaryota; Metazoa; Arthropoda; Insecta; Lepidoptera; Papilionidae
Source: the annotation of a GenBank genome assembly
AUGACCCAAUCCAACCAAACGAAAUAUUACAUUUCACCCCUGCACUCUGAUGAGAGUGAUUUUGAUGAUUCCGACUGUGACCCUCAUUUUAUUCCUGGUUCAACCAGUAAAGCUCCGAGUUUACUUCGAAGUGGUGCAACAAAAUCGUCAUGUAGUUCUUCGUCAAGUAGCUCUUCAUCAAGUGGCUCAGAUCAGGAAGCUGAGAAUGCCUUAAAUCCCGUUGCAUCAACUAGUAGAUCAACAAUACAAACGGCUACAGAGUCAAAUGUUCCCUCAGAAGUGCAGGACACAGAAAAGGAAAAAAAGGAGCAGUGGGGUAACAAUUUUAGUGUGAACGCGGAUAGAAACCAAGUAAAAUGGCACGACAUUAAGAUAAACUCGGUUAUAAUGAAGCUCUAUAUAUUUUUGUCCUGUAUCGUGGUCAUACACGGAGCAGCAAUAAGCGAUGAAAAGUGCGAUGGAAUUACAAUCGACGGCGUCUAUUACGACAAGGAGGUCCUGAAGACAGAUCUAGAUCGACCGUAUUCUUUAGUCGUGGACUUCGGCACUAACGUUCUUUAUUUCAGUUAUAACCUUUAUCAUACCGAUGACAUCUUCAAAACUGCCAAGAUCAAUCUUGACACGAAGGAUUUCGCAAAACUGGACGGAGUAGAGAACGGUUUCGGACAGACAGUCGAUCAGACAAAUCACGUCCUUUACAUUGGCACCUCAAAAGGCAUCUACAAAUAUAAUAACACAGAUAAUACAGCCAAACUGUACGCAGCGCACGACACAGAUAUAGGGGACGUAUACUUUAAGGAUGAGUUGUACUAUUCUGAGUUUCCUUCGCUAUUUGUGUACACAGUGAAGGAUGGUCAAACAGAACGUUUUAAAGAUCUAGAAGAGACCCAAGUAACACAUUUCGCUAUUGAUGACGAAGAAGAUAUGUUUUACGUUAAUUCAACCGGUCUGUACAGUCAGAAAAAAAAUACAAAAGACUCAGUUCUAUACAAAGAGAUGAAUUAUGGGGAAGGUUUUAGGGGGAUAACGACUGAUGUGAAUGGAAAGGUUUAUAUUUGUUUUUCUGAUGGGAUAUAUAAGGUUAAUAAACAUACAACCACUGUCGAGAAAAUGGUUGACGUGGACGAUGCGUUUGGAGCUGCUUUCGACGGUAACAAUAAUAUUGUUUAUGCUAACUCUACAUCGUUGAUUUAUCUCAAAGCUAGCGAGAAUAAAAAUUGUUAA